Epithele typhae is the source of this 537-nucleotide messenger RNA. RefSeq lists its product as uncharacterized. The annotation marks the transcript as partial. The transcript is spliced from 2 exons. The record is from RefSeq and is a predicted model, not a curated record. NCBI's taxonomy places the organism in Eukaryota, Fungi, Basidiomycota, Agaricomycetes, Polyporales, Epitheliaceae.
GUCCCUGUGCGCCCUUUGUCAUCCCUCCAAGAACGCAAGCUGGUUGAAUACCUGGAAGAGCAGUUCCUCGACAUCACUCGAAACUACAAGAAACGAUCAGACCCAUCGUCCUCGCUCCCCACGCUCGCAGCCUACCUCGAAGCCACCCACCGCCUCCUCUCGCUCAUCCUCCAAAUCCCCCCGGUCGACCCCUCGACCCCGCUCCGGACCACCCUCCUCCUCCGCCUCACGAGCGAGGUCCUGCAGUCCAUCCCCGGCUACGCCCCCGACCCCAACACGCUCCCCGCGCUCCUCGCCUGGCUGCGCGACCUCGACGCCGGCUGGCUCGCCACCCUCCGCGCGGACGCGUGGGACUCGAACGCGUCCGCCGCGCGGCCCGCGCGCAUCUCUUCGCCGCCCCCGCCCGACGCCGGCGGUGAGGACGCGCUGGACGAGCGCCGGCGCGAGGCGCGGGUGACGCGGCCGAGCCAGACGGAGCGGACGCGGCUGCGGAGCGCGCUGCUCGCCGGCACGGAUGCGCUCGAGGAGUGGCUCGAG